AUGUUUGCUCGUUCUGUCAUCCGCGCUACUAAGGUAGCUACGCCUUCGCAGAUCGCUCGUGCUUCCUUGCCAAAGGUUGCCCGUGCCUCUUUCACAGCUUCCACCAAGCGAUGCACCCCUCCGGAGGUCAUUGCUGAGAAGGAGGUCCUCCAAUCCUCCUAUUCUGGUGGAGAGGUGCAGCGUUCUACCAUCAUUGUUGGUGAGGACGCUCACAGCAGCAAGGUGUCUCCUUUGACUCAGAAUGUUUACAACACCAUGCCAAAGACCAUGCAAAGCCUCAGCUUGAUGGGCAAGACUGUUAUUGUCACUGGCGGUGCUCGUGGUCUUGGAAACUCAAUUGCUCGUGCAUGCAUUGAGGCUGGUGCCAAGAACAUGAUCCUCUUUGACGCCAACCAGGACCUUGGAGAUAUCUCUGCAGCCGAACUCCAUGAGCAGACCGGUUCUACAAUCCCAAUUGAGUUCUUGAAGGUCGACGUCCGUGACGCUGGUGCAGUUGAGAGCGGCAUGAAGGCCGUUUUGGAGAAAUAUGGUGCACCUGAUGUUCUGAUCAACUCUGCCGGUAUUGCCGACUCCAACAUCCCAGCCGAGACCUACGAUCUCGAGAUGUGGCGCCGAUUGAUCGAUAUCAACUUGACUGGUUCAUUCAUGGUGUCCCAGGCAGUUGGUCGUGCCCUGAUGGCCGAGAAUAAGCCUGGAUCGAUCAUCUUGGUAGCCUCCAUGUCCGGCUCCAUCGUCAACUAUCCGCAAGAGCAAUCUUGCUACAAUGCCUCCAAGGCCGGUGUCAUCCAACUUGGCAAGUCUUUGGCUGCUGAAUGGGCCAAGUACGGCAUCCGUGUGAACUGCAUCUCUCCCGGCUACAUGGACACAGCCCUGAACAACGUCCCAGCCCUCGACGCCCAGAAGAAGAUCUGGAAGUCGCUCACCCCACAAAAGCGCCUCGGUGCAGUCGACGACCUUAACGGUCUCGCUGUUCUCCUCGCUUCAGACGCCUCUGCCUUCAUGACCGGCUCUAACGUCAUCAUCGACGGCGGCUACACCCUCUAUUGA
This is a messenger RNA of Hyaloscypha bicolor E, 1047 nucleotides long. RefSeq names its product putative D-arabinitol 2-dehydrogenase. Bases 1 to 1047 code for a protein of 348 amino acids. The record is from RefSeq and is a predicted model, not a curated record. Lineage: Eukaryota; Fungi; Ascomycota; Leotiomycetes; Helotiales; Hyaloscyphaceae. Gene Ontology annotation, molecular function: oxidoreductase activity, acting on the CH-OH group of donors, NAD or NADP as acceptor. The transcript is spliced from 4 exons.